AUGGUCAGGUCCGGAGCUCGACCCGGUCAGGUGCUGUCAUCAGGAAGGCACACUGGACCUGCUAAAUUAACAAGUGGAAAGAAAGGGACACAUUUAAAAAAAAUAUCACGUCUAAAUGCAGAUUCUGGCUUUCCCAUCCAUUCUGAUUCAGAAAGUCAGACUGAAGCUGUUCAAGGACUUGAGGGUUGUGCUUCUUUGCUGCGGGACAUUUUGAGACAUGAAGAUUCAGGUACAGAAACAGCAUACUCAGAAAGUAGAUAUAACUCCAGAACUUUAGAAGGGAAAAGAUACGGAUCAAAAAAGAAAGGCCAGGAAAGACAUAAAACUUCUUUAGUCCGGAAAGAAUUAUUAUCUUCGGAUCAUAAGAAACAAACAUCCAAUGAAGCCUCUGCUGAAAGUGAAAGAGACACAUCAGAGAGAGCACAAAACUGGUCAUUGCAAGAUCAUCAUAGAGCAUACUCACCCAUGAUAUACCACGCCCUCUGCGAGCAUGUGCAGACUCAAAUGUCGCUGAUGAAUAAUUCGACUGCAAAGAACAGCACAAAUGGAAUCCCUGCUGUACCCUGCCAUACUGUGUCUGGUUCUGAAUCUCAAGCAACAUCACAGUCUAAUUAUGGCUUAUGUAUCCCCACUCCUGUCUGGUCAGCUCAGCAGCCAUCAUGCCCUUCAAUGGUUCAUGCUGAAGUUCAAACAGGUGGUGACAACCAGUUUGCAUCACAAAGCAAAACAGUUUCUGUGAACCCUCCUGGCAUUCCAGCUAAUUCCGUCAACGCCAGUCCUGUGCUUCCCUGUGGUCUGCCUGGCACUGACAGAUCAGCUCUUGCAGCAUUUCAGCAGCUGGGCCUUACGAAUGGGAUACUGCUACAAAAAGGAGUUCCAAGGGAAGCAGACCUGCUAAAGUGCUUUCAAACAUAUAUGUCUCUGUUCCAGUCUCCUAGAAAAGAAGCUCAUGCAGACAACCAGACAUCCCGAAGCUCCACUCGAUCACAGCAAGCCUGCUCAGCAGCUAAUGAAGACGGAGAUGCCAGAACACAAAUGGGAGAGGCCACCAGUGAGGGAAGGGACCUCAGUAUCCAUGUAUCGGAUGCGAAAAUAAUCAAGGAUGUGCAGAAGGCCAAAAAUGUGAACCGGACUGCUGAAAAAGUUAGAACUAUAAAGUAUUUGUUGGGAGAGCUGAAGGCCUUGCUAGCAGAACAAGAGGAUUCAGAAAUUGAAAGGCUGAUUACAGAAGUGGAAGCAUGUGUAUCUGAGCUCCCAGCUAUAAGUGGAAGCACAAAUAUUCAAGUUGAAAUAGCACUGGCUAUGCAGCCAUUACGAAGUGAAAACACUCACUUACGAAGGCAAGUAAGAAUUUUGAACCAGAGACUUAGAGAACAAGAAAAAACACAAAAGGCAACUGGUGCUGUGGAUUGCAACGUUGAAUUGUUUUCUCUUCAGUCAUUGAAUAUUUCCCUGCAAAAUCAAUUACAGGAAUCAUUGAAGAACCAGGAAUUACUACAGAAUAAAAAUGAAGAGCUCUUAAAAGUGAUUGAAAACCAGAAAGAUGAAAACAAAAAAUACACUAGUAUAUUUAAAGACAAAGAUCAAACUAUACUUGAAAAUAAACAGCAGUUUGAUAUUGAGAUAACAAAAAUAAAAAUUGAACUAGAGGAAGCCCUAGUCGAUGUGAAAAGCUCCCGGUUUAAGUUAGAAGCUGCUGAAAAAGAAAAUCAAAUACUGGGAAUAACAUUACGCCAGCGUGAUGCUGAAGUGACUCGGCUGAGAGAGUUAACCAGAACCUUACAGAACAGUAUGGCAAAGCUGCUCUCAGAUCUUAGUGUGGACAGUACACGCUGCAAGUCUGGGAAUAACCUUACUAAAUCACUUCUGAACAUUUAUGAUAAACAACUUCAGCACGAUCCAGCCCCUGCUCGCACUUCCAUAAUGAGCUACCUGAAUAAGUUAGAAACAAAUCACAGUUUUGCGCAUUUGGAGGCACAGUCGACAGUUGAAAAUGAGGAAGCCAUAGAGCCAGAUGGGCCUUCAGAAAGUGCUGUGCCCUCCAGAGGGCUGCAUCCUAAUAACACCAGAGGUGGGGGAGAAGUUCCUGCACUUGGAAUUGUUUCUACCUUUUCGAAACAGGAUUCAGAUGCAGAGGAUGAAACUUUGACUCUAAUAGAAGAUGGAUAUAAUUUGGACAGUACAGUUUACAUUCCUCUUGUUCGAAGCACUUCUAAAGUGAAGUCGCCACUUUCUAAAAAAAUGUCCCCUCAGCCCCAGAUAAGUCUCUCUACCACACAGCUCAUCAGCAGCAGUGGACUUGUCUCUGAAACAGAGAAGAAAUUGUGCACACCUUCAGUUUGUUCUUUGAGACAAGAAGUAGAAGAUGCACCUGAAAAACUUUCCAAAACAGCUGAUAUGGAGGACAAACAGCUCCUUGAAAAAAUAAAGGAAGCCAUUGGCAAGAUUCCUGUUGCCAAGGUGGAUCCAGAGGUACAGGAUGCGUGUCACGACCCUCCAUCUUGUCACAAAAGCAGGGUUCAGGUGAAAGGCAGCGCUGCCUGUGAAGGCAGUAUUCUCAACUCCGACUUGAUGUCUGACUGGAGCAUCUCUUCUUUUUCAACAUUCACGUCUCGUGAUGAACAAGACUUCAGAAAUGGCCUUGCAGCACUGGAUGCCAACAUUGCUAGACUCCAGAACUCCUUACGGUCUGGUCUUCUGGAGAAAUGAACUAAGAACACUAAUAUUGUACUUCCUCUAUUUAAGAUUAGAGCUUGGCUUUGUUGAAGAUAUAUUUUAAUUGUCUCUAGAGAAGUGACAUUUUUGUAUUAAUUAUGCAUAAAAUAAAUUGAAUAAUAAAUCUUACUGGACUGUCUUGACACUGUGGAACCUAGAAAAACAAAUCCGCUUCAGAAACUGAUAGCUGUUAAAGUUGUGAAUAACUAGGAAGUAAUGUUUUAAAUUUAGUGCUUGACAAUUAGAGUUCUUUUUUA
Messenger RNA from Ochotona curzoniae (black-lipped pika), 2972 nucleotides. It is a transcript of the gene CCDC14, whose product is annotated as coiled-coil domain containing 14. The coding region runs from base 1 to 2709 and encodes 902 amino acids. NCBI's taxonomy places the organism in Eukaryota, Metazoa, Chordata, Mammalia, Lagomorpha, Ochotonidae. The record is from RefSeq and is a predicted model, not a curated record. The transcript is spliced from 13 exons. Gene Ontology annotation, cellular component: centriolar satellite. Gene Ontology annotation, biological process: protein localization to centrosome.